CGUCUCUUGGACGCGGGGUUGCGUGGGUGGUUUCUCGCGUAUCUUACGCGCGACGGAUACCGCGGAUGCGUAGCUUUCCAUCCGUGAGAAUUUCACACGGAUCGCGGUGUACAUGAAAAUUCGGAGCAGCGAUUGAUCGAUUCCAAUGAUCGAAAAAUUGAUAGAAAAAUUAAGUAAAAAACAAAUAAGAUAAAAUGCUCGACGCGUUCGAAUCACUCCUUCCUUCGUUCCUUCUUUUCCAGUUUGUCUCCCUCCUCCAGACCAAACUCCCGCGGGCUUUAAAAGGUGAACUUGAUUAAUGCAACGAUUGAUCCCGCAACUUUAAUGCGGGCGGAUAAAUCAUCGCGUAUAUAUGUAUACAUCUGUCUAUCUACACAUGCUUACGUAUGCGAAAUAAACGCGCGGUUUUACGGAUGAAAAAUGUAAAAAUUUUGGUGUAACGUCAUUUUCACGGUAAAUAUAUCAGAUAAAGGGGUGAAUAUUUUCACUGACGUUGGUGCGGCUAUUGUCUACCCUCGCGUAUGUGCGUAUUAGAACGCACAUUAGUGCGGGCCGUGCAGGAUAUAAAAUUUUAAUUUAUUUCCUUAAUGACAUAGUCAUAAAAAAUAUAUAUAUAUAGAUGUUACGAUGCCUAAUCUACCAGAUCCGAGCUUUCAACCGCUAAUACGUUAUAAUUGUAUAUUUUUCAUGACGAAACUGCAGUGAGAAACGCGAAGUUAAUACCGCAUAUCACGUGUAACAAAAUUAUCGUCUCAUCUACGGAAAAAAAUAUUCAUAAAAUGUACCGACGAUCGUUGAUAACAUCUGUGCAUUAAAUUAGUGUUGGUUCCAAUUAGAGAAAAAAAAAAUUUUCCUUUCGAGUUGUAGAAUUCUUUUGACUAGAAGAUAUCAGUCAUGACGAAGAAAAACAUCCCUUCAUCGAUGAUGUUCAAUGAAUUUACAAAAUAAGAAUGUAAUCUUAUUUUAUCGAAUGAAAAAAAAAAAAAUAAAAUUCUAAUUAGCUCAUCAUCUAAUUAAUCGAUAAUUUGUAGUAGUAACCUGUGGAAUCAAAAAAUGUAAAAUACACAACAUACAUUUAAACGUAUUUUUUAUUUUAUAUUUCCUACGGAAUAAAUGUAUAAAUAUAUAGGAGACACGCAAAUUGACCAGAAUCGUACGUUAUCACAAUUUAAGUAGUAUUUUACGGAUCGUUUGUAUAUGCAUAUUACACGCUUGUAUUAAACGAUCACGAUUAUCGCGUGACAAACACGGUUGAUACUAAAAAAUUAUUGGCGUGUAACUUAUCUAUGUGGUGCGUGGUAACGACUACGAAGUUAACCCCGAGACUGCAGUACCUGCACUACCUAAUAGAGAUGUAAAAAUUAAUUCAUACCGUGUCCACGUACACGACGAGAAAUGCGCGUUCAACCUAAUUUGAUGAAUCAUUGCGAUUGCCGAUCUCGUUUCAAAACCCCUUGGAUAAUCAACUUUUACAAUAAUAUCGUCAUCGACCUACGCUGAACAAAGGUCAAACCUUUAUUAAUCAACGACAAAUGACGUUAACGGUGACCCGUCAAAAUCACCUGUCCUGCACCAUCUCCCUUCCAAAUUCUAUCGUUACGUCGUAUCGUAUUAUUAUGUAAUAAAAUAACGUAACGAACUACGACAUACGUACAUGUACACGUAGAUAUAUUCCUGAUGAAUUUUUUCGGAAACUAAUGGACCAAAUCCUAGUUCACUGCAGAUUCUGCAACGAAAAUAAUUAUAACCGCUUCGACUGUCCAUAUCAUUUAUAUUAUACAUUGAAUCUAUCUCGACCAAUAAUAAAAUUAGAAAAGACAAAAAAAAAGAAAAGAACCAAAUAUUAAACUGCAUAAUAUAACAUCGCAGUUUUCGUAUAACGCUUUAAACAUUAGUAAAUCGACCAUUUUAAAAUUAUACAUAUGAUAUAUUUGUAAAAAAAAAAAAAUUAAAUUAAAUCAAAUUAAUGUAAAUAAUAUCCUAAAAAAAAUUAAACAAAUCUCGACCAAACUAUAUAAAAAUCGAAGGGACCACAAAGAAGAAGAGAAAACUCGUCAAAGACUGAUUUCAUCGACAUCACAAUGAUGGAUUGGGGAAUCAGGAGAUCAAUUAUGUUCCACGUUAGACGUAGGCCGGCCGAUUACGUUCCCAGAAAACGCAAGAAGAAACCAGCGGGUAAAUGGAGCGAUCUGGACCACCGAUACGAAGACGAACGUUUGCCGUUCCUUUUGGAAUUGAAUCCGGAUGGAACGGAAAUAUCGAGUGGAGGUGGUGUGCGCCAUCGUCUUCAGCCGAAUGUAACGGAAGUCGGUUCGGAAAGACCAGUCGGACCUCAGGCUGUUCAAGCACAGACCUUGACCCUUGCUGGACCGACUGUGAUGCCGAGGCAUUGCGUUAUCGCAUUCACGGAAAACAUUGUCACGCUCACACCGUGCUCGAGGGACGCCCACACCUACGUCAAUAACCAGAGGAUAUAUCAAACCACCAUACUACAGAACGGGGCGAUAAUCAAAUUCGGUAGAAUGCACACCUUCAGGUUUAUUGAUCCUGUACCAGAAGAUCGGAUACGGCAAAGACACGACUCCAACAGACAACUGGAUUACUCGUACGACAGACGUUCGCCCGACACGACCAGUCAAGAGGUGAAUUCCGAAAAAUACAGAUCGGGGUCAGGAACCCCGAAUGGCGGUGGUGGGGGUGGGUCUAAUCCACCCAGUCCCACAAAAUCCGCAGCUGCAACCCCGAGAAGUCCCACGCAAAAUGCACACACUCCAGAAGCCACGCACAAUUAUGAAACCACCUUUGAUCUUGACGGUAAUGUCGAGACAGCAAGCUUAACUAGCAGUCGAGAUGGAAACAGACUAUCUCAAUACGAUAGACAACCGAGGGGUACAGAUCCGAUUUUACCAGCGGUAUUGGAAUUCCUCGAGGAAACUGAAGAAGCAUUUCUUCACGCGGUUAUUACCGAUGUAGAGCCAUCAGCUCCACAAUUCAAAUUAGCUCCGACUUACACUUUGUACCUAGCUGCCAGAUAUCGGGCUAGCACUCACUAUAGACCGGAAUUACAACCCACCGAAAGAGCUCAUAGAUUAACAGUCAUGCUGGCUAACGUGGCCACCAUGAUUCAACGUGUCAUACAGGAACGAUAUAUGGACGCUUCGUCUCUAGCCCUGUGGCUUGCGAAUGGUUCAGAACUUCUGCAUAUGCUUAAAAGUGAUAGACACGUCGGAGCGUUUUCUACAAGAGCUCAAGAUAUAUUAGCGGAUGCGGUCCACACGGCUUUCGCAUCGCUCGUUCAAUGCGUAUCGUUAGAACUUGCACCAGCCAUGUCACAGUUCAUGGCUGAUGCCGAUGAACCAGCCAAGGAAGCCGGUGUUCUCCAAAUAUUUUCUAACACAAUGGCACUGUUGAGACGCUGUAGGGUAAACGCAGCUCUGACGAUUCAAUUGUUCAGUCAUUUAUUCCACGCUAUAAAUGCGACGGCCUUCAACGCACUUGUUUCAAAUGGAAAUCUCUGCGUUCGAUGGUUUGGACGUAGAUUAAAAGCGAGAUUGAAUGCGUUGGAGACUUGGGCUGAGAGACAAGGAUUGGAUUUGGCUAGCCAAUGUCAUUUGGCUACGAUAAUGCAGGCGACGCAUCUCUUACAAGCACCAAAAUACAAUGCGGAUGAUUUGGCUAUUUUGAGUUCAACGUGCUUCAAACUCAAUUCGCUGCAAGUCAGAGCUCUGUUACAAAAAUAUCAAUCCGCGGCCGAUGAGCCGAGACUUCCGGCUGAAUUGAUCGAAAAUGUUGUUCGGGUGGCGGAAAGCGUCGCCGACGAACUCGCGCGUGCUGACGGUCGGGAGAUCCGACUUGAAGAAGAAUCUACGUUAGCUCUGGCUCUGUUACUUCCAGAAGACGGAUACAGUUGCGAAGUAAUCAGAGGCGUGCCUCCGGGCUUAGCAGAAUUUUUAGCACCGCUACAAAGAGAUGGUUUGUGCAGAAUGGCGCCACAACCCACCAGUAGCGGAUAUUGGACGAUUUAUAUGAUCGACCACCACAAUAAUCCUCGUAGCCCGAGCGCUAUGAGCAACAGAUCCGGUGGUUACUCGGGACAUCCUGGGCAAACUUCCAGUCAGAGUCAACCUGAGAUUCAAGUAAUAAAAUUACACAAAUCCACAAACGGUAUGGGGCUCAGCAUAGUUGCCGCUAAGGGAUCUGGCCAGGAUAGAUUAGGUAUUUACAUCAAGAGCGUUGUAGCGGGUGGAGCUGCUGAUGCCGAUGGAAGAUUAACUGCGGGAGAUCAACUACUGAAAGUAGAUGGACAGAGCCUGGUUGGCAUCACGCAAGAGAAAGCGGCUGAAUACCUCGUUCGCACGGGGCCGAUUGUAACUCUGGAGGUGGCUAAGCAGGGUGCAAUUUAUCAUGGGUUGGCAACUUUGCUAUCACAGCAAUCUCCUGUCACGACCAGAGCACAUAAGGCCAGACCAAAAUCGGAACAUUUAGAGCCCCCAAGACUACCAGACAAGGCUCCCCAACCCUCUACGUCACACUCGAUGGGCAAUCUUUUAUCGGUACCAAAGCAAUCGGCUUACCAAGAACGCUUGGUAGAUUGGGAAAUGGACUAUAUUCAACCAGGUGCGACCGUAAAUCAAAACCAUGUUGCUAGAAUGCAGUAUUUCGAUCGAUUCCAAUAUCCUAAUCAAUGUUCGCAAUCGCAAAAUGUAGGGCUCCAAAAUGUAGGUUUCUCGUCGCAACAUAAUUAUUGUUUAGUGCCGCAAAGCAGGACAUUGUUACGUCAGAACGUGAAUCAAUCCAAUUUAGGAAUGUGCCCGAUCGACGAAGAGUACAAUCAAUGUUGGGGCAAUAAGAGACAAAUUCCGAAAAUUCAAGAACCGAAUCAAAUGUUCCUUACUAUUCCGAGCCAUAUGGAAAGGUAUCCCGCAUAUCCUAUAAGAAAUAAAGUCCAACCACAAAAUCCUGUUAUUCCUCAAUAUGGUUACUACAAUAAUGACAAGACUGAAUUAAUAUUUCCUACCCAAAAUCAAUCCGAGGAUAGUGUCUGUUCGGCAGAUGUCGAAAAAACGUGUCCUAAACAUGAUAAAAUCAAACAAAGAACCAUUUUCCUAGAUAGCGAGCCUUCGAUUCCUUACAUCGACCAAUCUGACGAAGGCUUAGAAUUGUCAGGUCAGUCACAAGAAAGCAUAUUUUCUGAAAAUCAAUUAGACGAUAUUAUUAGUGAUUAUAAUCGCCAUCAUACUUCGUGCGAAUUGACCACUCGUCGCAACGUAGACGUCAAUUUAUCAGAUGAUCGGUGUAAACCAAAGACUUGUCCCAAGUCACUUUCACACAUCGAUAAUUGCCCUCUCAAGACGAAUCAAAAAUUAGGCGAUAAGCAAUCGACGAAAUCCAUCGAAACGAUAGACCAAGUUCACUUCGACUCUGAAGAGAAACAACAUUCGCUCUCUGAGAAUAUUGAUUCGUCAGCGGACCAAUGCAUUUCUUGUGACAAGUUACGCGCAACAAAACGAUCGACUUCAAUACCGAAAAUCGAUGCCGAAAUAAUCACAGCUCCGGUUGAAAUUAAGCACGUUCCCACCGCCGAAGACAGUAAAAUCGAAAUUCAAAAUGUCAACCCGAACGAGCUGAACAAUAGUAGCUCGGGUUCGGAAACAACGGAGACCGGUGAAAGCAUUGAGACGAAGGAAGAAACUGUGAUUUCCACACCAAAAAUGCACACCAUAAUGCCGGAACUCAAUUUGGAUCUGAGCGGACUCAACAGUGACGUUUCCAGCGAAGAUUCUAAUACAAGUAAGUGCUGGAAAUCUCCCGAAGAAGUGCGAUUGGGCUGCGGACGAGUGGCAGCGCUGGCUAAGCAUUUCUCUAAGCUCGGUGACGCUGGUAUAAUUAAAUUCAAAUCGAAGCAAUUGAUUAGCUCAAGGCAAUUCGCAUCCGAGCCUGAUAUCGCCUCACCAAGAAGUCCGGAAAUAACAGUGAGAAGAAAUUCCAACUUCAAACAAUUUAAAUCCGAAGCAGACUUGCUUCUGCAAGACAAAUUUCUCGGGACUAAGCGCGAGAAAGAAUGGAGCAUGAUUUUACUUGAUAUUCAAGGAACGGAUGAUCUGGAUGAUAACCCCGAGAAGAUCGAUGAAAAAAUGAUUGUCGAGUCGAACGUGAAGACCGGUGAUUUGAUUGCAGAGGAAGACUCACCGGGUGAAUUGAAAAAAAGUGAUUCGAAAUUGUCACUCGCUGAGCAACAAGAGAUCAUUGAACAGCUCAAGGAGUUUUCGAACUUGGACAAUACCGAUGCUCCGUUGUUCAUACCGGAAUCCAUAAAAGUACAUAAAAUAGAAAUCGAACUCGAGUAUAAAAAUAACGGUGAUUCUGAAAAAAGUACAAUCACCGAAUCAAAUACCGGCAGCACUUAUAACAGCAACGAAAAUGUCAUAAAUUGUCCCAAUUUUCGAAUGAUCAGUUCAUCGCAGACGCAUUAUUCGGGGAAACAUACGAUUCCCGCGGUUCUAAGCAGACUGAACAUUUCUCCAGGAUUAGAAUUGUCGAAAAAAAUGAACAAACUUGAUAAAUACUGGUCUUUGAAAGACCUCGUGUCCCCAUCAAAUUUGGAACCACACUCAACGGAGUGCAUGAGUAGCUCUCCGAAAUAUUUCAUAUUCCCAAGCUGUUCGAGAGUCGUAUCAGCCCCGGAAAUAUUCAAUGAGAAUCUGACGUUUUUUCGCGUCCAGCCAUCGUUGUCCAAGUCCGAAAGUGAAAUAAUUACAAACGAAAGCAGUUUGUCCGUCAGUGACGAAAAUUUGCGCUCCAAACAAUCCACUAAUUUGAGAAGCCACUCUCGUAAAGCCAAGAGUUUGGAUGACAUAUUCGAACGAAACGUAAAUAAUGCAAAUUUGAAAAGUGAAGGAAAAUCUGAACCCUACAUGCACACUUACGGAUCUUGCGAACGACCAACGAAAUUUCCCGAAUCAUUUAUUCGGAUGAGGAAGAAAUCAAAAAGCUACGACGAAAUAUCUGUGCACUCGGAUACUUCGACUGCGUCUGGAUCGUCUUUGAAAAAGCAAUCGGCAAUUUCUAAAAGCUGCGGGAAUAUUUCGGGUGGCAUUUCCAUUCGAGAGAUAAAAGAUGAAGACCAUCAACAAAAUUUUCACAGGUCAUCCCGAACAUCAAAAACUACAAGGGAAUUAAAUUUGAAAACGACGCAAUCAAGAAGCUGCGACGUUCCGCUUUCGACAGCUUCUAACGCAGUAAUAAGUCACAAUUGCACCAAAUUACAUAAGCCGAUUAGAAAAAGAAUAAUUGUUCGGAAAAAAUGCAAAAGCGAUUUGGAUAUUUCGGAACAGAAACCGACACCUAGAUUUGUAAGAGGGGAUUGGAUAUUUCGAGAAUUUCCACCGCUGGAAAGCGAUUUGGAAACGCGGCCCCGUCGCAUGAGCGAACGUGAUCUACCAUCACGACUUGGACAUGACGCGACCCCCCAACAAAUUCAUAGCAGCAAGUCUGUCCCAGCCCUGCAUAAUGUAGGAACAGAGGGAAAACAGCAACAUGAAGUUUUUAACCCAGGAUAUAGUCGGGCGUCUUCUAGCAAUAGUGUGACACCCCCAGUUCAGCCACCACCGAUGCCAGCAAUGAACGGAGCGACUACUCUACGUUCUCGAUCGAGUCAUAGCUUACAUGACCCAAUGCGUGCAGGGACGUUGCCACCUACAGGUUUAGUCAGCCGGCAACAAUCAUCUCCUAAUCUGAAUCCGAGUCAAGCACAUAAUAUUACUCAAAAUAUACCGCAAACUAAUGAAGCAGAAAGAUUUUAUCAAAAUUUGAGUGUAUACAGAAAUCAAGAUCCUGGAAUGAAACAACAACCUAGUUCACCACAACCAUUGGACGAUCGAAGUCCGUUGCAUACGCAAAAAAGUUUAAGGGGUUCCCAAAAUUCUCUGAACCGGCCUACGACCGAUCAGAUUCAGGGUAGGGAUCGUCCGAUAUCAGCGUAUAUUCCGCAAGGUCAACAACAAAAUUAUCCUGGCAAUCAACUGCAGCAACAAGGGGGACCUCCUCCCAGAUCUCAAUCUUCGCGGGAUAUAAUUCGACAGGAAGCUAAGCUGCAGGAAAUGCAGGAAGAAGUCAGAAGACGUGAACUACGUGGUGCCGGACCGAUACCCACUCAGUACCGUCAAAAUGCCUAUAACGUACGACCAUUGACCGCAGCUCAAGCAGCCAACUCUACAAGACCGUCAAGACCGAUUGGGUCUACUCCUAAUUUGGGCCCUACUUCUCCAACAUACAACACUCGACAGAGUGGGCAGAAUUUCAGCUAUCCAGACGGGCAAUACGGACAGUAUGGACAAUUCAAUAAGCAGCAACAACCACCUUAUGCAGGGCAAUAUUCUACAGCCCCGAAAGCAAAGAAUGAUGCGAUUCGUGGAAGUAAUGGGAUAGUGUUGGAUCCCAGACAGUUCGUGCCUCAAGAUCAGAAUCGUCAAGUUCUCGACCCUAAUAGACAAUUUGUGGAACAGAAUCGACAGUUUCCAAGUUCUCAAAACAGUCCGCAGUAUUCCAAUGGAUCCUCCGACCCGAGAAACGGCCAAUAUUCCAGUGAACAAGUUACCAAUAGGAUACAAAAUGGAGAUGGAAGCAUUCAAGGGAACGUUGACAACCUUUCGUCAAGACCCCAUUUACCGGAAGAUACCUACAGAGAAAGUCCUCCACCGCCACCACCGAACACUUCGACACAUCCUUUGUACAGUAAACAGCCUGAUUCUAGGUACGCCGCGAGUAUGGGUGAACCCCCAAGAGGUAGUUAUUAUCCUGCAACCGGACCAACACAACAACCUAGACAAUAUCAGUACAGUGCAACAAAUCCUUGGCAACGUGAAGAAAGAGAGAAAGAACAAGCGAGGAGAAGAGAAGCAGCGAGACAGUGGCGAGAUCAUCAAAUCGCCGAACUGAGUGCAUUGCCGAACAGAACACCACAGCAGGAGGAACAAUUGAGAGCCUUACAGUUGGAAAGAGAUUUUCAGAGGAGGGCCGAGGAAGCUGCGAACCAACAGGAUGACGACGAGGAGAGUAACGAUCUUGAACAAGAGAGCGCUCAACGUGUCCAGGGACUUCUUCGAAUGGCCGCCGCUCAAGAUAGAUCCAAUCAAGCUAAUCAGCAGUCCAAUUUAUCGAGGGCUAAUCCGAACAAUCAAUCGAUACGGGGAACCCUGUCGCCUCAGCCAGUCAGUAGUCAAUUGCAAUCUACUAAUAUCCCUACCCACACGGCUACCAGCCAACAGGGACCACCUGGUAGCGGAAACACAUAUCCUGGACAGAACGAAGGAUCUACAGCACAUUCACAGCAAAACCAAAGUCAGCACAGUCCGAUGAGCCAAGGACCAAUUCUACCGACGUACGGGUCGACGAUAGGACAACUGGGUGGUGGUCAAAAAUCGGGAAGAAUAAGUCCUACUCAGUCUACCGAAGAGCGGGACAGGCAACGUCGAAUAGAUGAAAUAAAAAGGAAACAAGCGGAGUUUGAUGAAAAUCACAGAAAGAGAGAGGAGGAUAUUCGGCAACAACAACAACAAAUGCAUCAGCAGAUGCAAUUGCAGCAUCAACUUUAUCAACAACAACAACAACAGCAACAACAACACCAAUCCAAUCUCAGAAGCCAACAUCAAUUACAUCCUGGCAUGUUGAGAUUGGAUAAUUUGGUCAUCAACGGACCCAGUUCUCCACCAUCGUCACAAAAUGGCGGCAACGAUGCACCUCCACCACCUGAGCGUGGUUCUAGUUACGCCGUGAUGUCUCAGCAAAGCGCAUUGAGAUCAAAUACUUCGACAACGUCUAGCGUCGCCGUGAGCAAUGCACAUCAAACAACCGCAGUGAAAAGAGUUUCUUUCCAUGAUCCAAAUGCCAAUACAGAGCUUACGCCCAGAAUCACCAACACUACGACGACCUCGUCAUCCCUCACCAUGAACACCAUUAGGGAGGAUCCUAAUAACUUCAUAAAUGAUGCAGAGAAUAUGUUAGCGUCUCCGAAAACCCCGGAAGGACCUGGCACAUUCCCUGGGGCAACUCCUGGAGUUAUUGGAGCUCAGGAGGUUUAUAAGGAUCCAAGACAAAGACGCUUAGCGGAGAAACAGAAACAACAACAAAACUCUCAACUAGGUGCUGUACCGGAAAAGUUGAGUUUCAAAGAAAAAAUGAAAAUGUUCGCAAUGGAGACGGGUGAGGAUGGAACACCGAGAGAUAAAGUAAAAAUUUCAAGAGCGCAACGAGAAAUAGAUAACAUUGGAAAUGCUCUGAGUCCUGUUAAUAACAAUAGAAGUUAGAUGGAUGAAAAGAAAGAAUAUUUAACUUUGUUUAUUAAUGUUUGGACGCAACUCAAAAUGGAUAAAAGAACUGUAUUACUCAGGAGCUCUGAAGAGAAACUAUACAUAUAUGUACGUGAAAAACGAUACGUUAACACAUAUGUAUGAAAAAAGUAUUACAGGUUAUCGUUGAUUGCUUGAUAACACUAAAAACCACAUUAACUUUAAUCCACCUAAUUCCUAUAACUAGAUCAAUCACUUGUACAACAUACUAAAGAUAUUCUGGUUUUUCGAAAAUAUAUUGAAGUUGUUUUAUUGCGUUACUUACGAGCCUGCGUCGAUCAAGUUCUUCUCAACGUGCGGUUCUAGUAUUCAGACUCGGACGUCAUAACCAAUGACGUUAUAAAGAACACUAGAGCGGAAGUUUGUGUAUAAAAUGAGAACUCGAUGGAAAUGGACUGUUGGUAUACUGAUUUUUUCUUUCAAUUCUUCAAUCUCCUUAUAGUGUCCAGAAGCAGUAUUGACGAGUUUGAAUAAUCCAUACACAACGAGAUUAAAAUUUAACUUUUAGCUUGUAUGAUGGAAGCUGCAGAUGGUUCGCCGAUAGUCUCUGCAACUUGAUCAUGAUAUAAUAAUAACAAUUAUGUACAGGACAAAACUGAAGGUAGCUUUUGUUGUUGUUGAUGUUUAUGUUUAUUAAAGAAUAUAAAUAUUUUUACUUUAGAGAAUAAAAUAUUCGUAACGUAGCAGCUUCAAAGCUGUCGUAUAAUAAAUUACACCUAUCGGCGUGUAGAGAUUUCGUAGUUAUGUUGGUUGAGAUUAUGCCGUGAAUAAACGACGGAGAUUGCUGUUUGUAUGAUAUAUUUCGGACGUGUUUAGUUUUUCAUUUUUGUUUUUUACUUUAACUACGUAUAGAAAGAAACGAAAUUAUAAUUUUAUUUUGAUACGAUAAAUUGAGAAUAUAGUAUAGGGUAUUACAGUAUUAUAAUAAUGUAAGCAGGAACACCAAUAUACUUUUGGAAAAAUAAGCACACACUAUACAAAACCAGAAAAGAAGAAACAUUUUUUGAAAUGUAUCGUGCAAACCAACAUGAUGGAACAAUAAUCAAAUUAUUUAAGAUACAAAUAUACAUGUAGUGAUAAUAAAGAACAAAAAAAAAAAAAAA
Messenger RNA from Athalia rosae (coleseed sawfly), 11449 nucleotides. RefSeq names its product afadin (gene cno). Gene Ontology annotation, molecular function: cell adhesion molecule binding. Gene Ontology annotation, biological process: signal transduction; regulation of protein localization. NCBI's taxonomy places the organism in Eukaryota, Metazoa, Arthropoda, Insecta, Hymenoptera, Athaliidae. Bases 2082 to 10304 code for a protein of 2740 amino acids. The record is from RefSeq and is a predicted model, not a curated record. The transcript is spliced from 19 exons. Gene Ontology annotation, cellular component: adherens junction.